Dictyostelium discoideum AX4 is the source of this 3942-nucleotide messenger RNA. RefSeq lists its product as hypothetical. Bases 1 to 3942 code for a protein of 1313 amino acids. NCBI's taxonomy places the organism in Eukaryota, Evosea, Eumycetozoa, Dictyosteliales, Dictyosteliaceae. The transcript is spliced from 2 exons. The record is from RefSeq and is a predicted model, not a curated record.
AUGACAACAUCAAUUGUUAAUGAAAAUAAUAAAAGUAAAAAAGGGAUAGGUGGUGGUAUUGAAUUAACAAUAUCACCAAAUAAAAUGGGAACAAAUACAGAUAUAAAUGAAUUAUUAUUAUCAUUACCAGAUCUCCACAAAAGGUUUGAAGAGAACCCUGAUGAUUCAGAAAACUUUAUCAAAUAUGUUAUUUUAUUAAUUUUUUUAAAGAAAAAAGCAACAUCUCCAGAUUCAUCAUCAUCAUCAUCAUCUUCGUCAUCAUCCUCUUCCCCAUCAACACCAACACCAACCUCCUCACCAUCAACAAGAAGAUCUUCGAAAUCAUCCACUACCACCACCACUUCUACAACAAAUAAUAAUAAUAAUAAUAACAAAGUUUCAAUAAAUGAAGUUUUUAUUUAUAUUGAUAAAUUAAAGAAAUCACCUCUAAUUGCAUCAGAUUUAUUUGAAAUAUCAUGUAGUAAUCCAGUAUUGGUACCAAUGGGACCAAUUAAUAGGGUAGAUCAUUAUAAUCCUGUUUCAAUUCCAAAAUUUAAUCAGGCUGUAUAUUAUAACUUUAAUGGUGGUGGAGAUGGUAAAGUAAAUUCUCAACAACAACAACAAUCAUUAUAUGGUAAUGUAGAUAAAGCCUCGACAACUACAACCACCACUACAACCACCACCACAACAACAACAACAAAUACUACAACAUCAACAUCAAAAUCAUCAAUAUCAAUAAAUAAAAAUAUAAAUAUAAUUGGAAAUAGCAGAGAUAGAUCAUCAAGUGCACCAGUUAGUAUUUCAAAGGAUAAAAAUAUUUUAGAGAUAGAAGGUUUAAAAUCUUCUCAAAAUACUUUAUUACCAAACUUAUCAAAUUUUCAAAUUGGUAAUUCACCACCAUUACCAUCUUUUAUUCAUAAUAAUUCUAAUAAUCCUAAUAAUAGUUUACAAAAUAAAAAUAGUAGUAGUAGAGGUAUUAAUAAUAAUAGGUCAAGUUUAAAUAUGGGAUCAGCUCCAUCUCCACUAUAUGUCGAAGAUGAUUAUAAUCCAAAUGAAGAUGAUAGUGAUAGCGAUAAUGAUAAUUAUAACGAUAAUAAUGAAUCGACAACAACAACAACAACUACAACAACAACUACAACAAAUUUAAAAGAAAAAGCAAUUAAUAGUUUAGGUAAUAUGAGUGAUAGUAGUGGUGAUUUACAUUUUGAAAAAUUAUCAAUUGGAGAUUUAGAAGCGUUGAAAACAAAGAUUAAUAAUUCAAAUGGUUUAGGUAGUUUAUUUAAAAAGGAAGAGAUUGAAAAACCAACUGAACCAAUUAGAAAUUGGUCAUUAGAUUUUUGGAAUGCUUUACAAAUGGAUCAUAAUUGUGGUAAUGAAAAUUUAAAAAGAAGUCAAAAAAUUCAAGCAAUUGCAGAAGAAUUUGUAAAUGUUGCAACAAAACAUGGUGUAACUAUUAUUCAAGAGAAAGGAUUAUCAAGUGGAUGGACAAUACCAUCAUAUGAUGCAGGUGGAGUUGCAGGUGGAUUAAAAUAUUUAAAGAGUGGUAUAUUUUUUAAGUUUGCAGUAGAUUGUUAUGGUAUUUAUGGUGGCGAUGCAUUUGCAAUGAAGUCAGCAGGUCAUGAAUUAAAAGGGUUAAUGGGAUAUUUCAAUUGUCAAAUCGAUGGUUUGUUUUUACCAUUGAUGACAUUGAUCGAUUAUAUGGGUUAUAGAUUAAUUGCAACAUCUCAACUUAAUAUCGAUGGUGAUAAAACAUUGGUGUAUGGAUCCAAUGAUGGUGGUGAAACAGUUUAUAAUAAAAGCGAAGAGAUGGAAGACAAAAUGAGAAAAGCCGGUGAAAUAUUGAAUUUAAAAGGUCAUUAUACUGGUCAGAGCGAUAAUAAAACAUUUCUAUAUGGGCCAUGCGAUAUUGAAGGACAUAUCACAAAGGAUAAUCAUUUCGUUGUAAUCGAUACAGCUAGAGUUUUCCCACCAGAGAAGCCAAUACCCGGUAAAACAGGUUCACAUCUUUAUACACUUCUUAGACCCGAAUUGGUACGAAGUUCAAAGAUGCCCCUAUCCUCUGAUGCCUUUACAAAGUUUGCUGGUCCCGAUAGAGAUAAAAACAAUGAAGAGGUUGAAAGAUCACAAAAACGUUUACUCAAUCAUAUCAUUCCAAGUUUUGUAUUAUUAAUGAAUCAAAAAGUAAAGAAAACAAAAUGUAAAAAUAUUAUGGAACUUUCUCAAAAUCUAAUGUUAAUCGAUAGUAUGCAUCGUGAAGGUAUAAACGUUCGUUAUUUACAACGUUUAAAAAAAACUGAUUUUCAUGCAAUUGACCAACGUUUGUCAACAAUUAUAAAUACUGAAAUUAUAGCUAGAAAAAUUAAAAAUAGAUUAAGAAGUUUUUUAAGAUCAUUACCAUUAAUAAAUAAUAAUAAUAAUAAUAAUAGUAUAGAUAAUAAUAAUAAUAAUAAUAAUAAUAAUAAUAAUAAUAAUAAUAAUAAUAAUGAUGAUAAUAAUCCGAAUAAUAACAAUAAUAUAAAUUAUAAUAUUAAUUUACCGGAUAUUUGUAAAUUUUUAAAUAGAAUGAUGUGUAUUUCAUUAUUACAAAGUUGUGAUUUAGAUGGAUUUUCUUUGGAAUUGUUAUUGUAUAGAAUUUCACAAAUGAUGGGUAUUGUAUUUAGAGAUGGUUUAUAUAAAAAAUUGGGUGAUCAAAGUGAAUCCAUACAACCUGAUGAUAUCAUUUCUAUUACACCAAAAGUUAAAUUUCUUCACUCCAUUCCUUAUCAACAAGGUGUAAGUUUAUUUCAUCAAGCAAUUUCAUUAUCAAAACAACAACAACAACAACAACAACCACAACCACAACCACAACAACCAACAAAUACUUCAACUACUACUUCAACUUCAAAUAAUACUUCAAAUAAUAUUAAUAAUAAUAAUAAUAAUCCUGACGGAUCAAAUGAUGGAAGUGAUGAUAAUAUUAAUAAUAAUAAUAAUAAUAAUAAUAAUAAUAAUAAUAAUAAUAAUAAUAAUAAUAAUUUAACAAAUUCUGCAGAUAAUUUAUUUAUACAAGCAGCAGAGAAAUUUAAAGUAGCAAUUCAAUCAAAACCAGAUGAUUAUGAAAUACUUACACAUUGGGGAAUUUUAUUAUCAAUGCGUGCAAGAUUAAUUUCAAAUAAAACAUAUAUCAAAGCACAUGGUAAAGCUGAAAUUGAAAAAUUAUAUCAGUCUGCAAUUGAAAAGUUUCAACUUGCUGUAAAACUUAAAAGAAAUCAUCAUUAUGCUCUCUUUAAUUGGGCUGAAGCUUUAAGAGGUUGGGCUGCCAUUAGACCUGGUACUGAUAUCGCUCAUGAAUUAGAGAAAAAAGCAAAAAUGAAGUUAAAAGAGGCCGGUGUAUUUGAAAAGAGAUGGUUCUUUCAAACACUUGAAACUCAAGGUGUUGCAUCUCUACUUUCUGGUGCACCUGCUGGUGGUUUCAUCAUUAGAAAUUCUAAUAGUAGACCAGGUUCAUUUGUAUUCUCUUAUUUAUCCGAUCCUCAUAGAAAAAUAUUACAUUCAAUCAUUAAAUCAUCUUCUCAUGGCUAUCAUGUUGAAAAUUUACCACCAAGAAGGGUUAGUAGCAGUAGUAGUAGUAGUAGUAGUUCAAGUUCAAAUUCAAGUAAUAAUAUACCAAAAAGUGGUUCAUCACAAAAUUUAAAUGAACUUUUAGCAUCAAGUUUAAAUAGUAGUGGUAGUAGUGGAGGUUCCAAUAUAUCGCCAACUAAUAGUAGUACAACUUCUCCUACAAUUUCUCGUUCUUCAAGUGUAAACAAUUUAAAUCAAGAACUUAAAUUCAAUGAAGCUAGUACUACCGUUCCCACAAGAAACUCAACUUCUUUAAGUGGUCAAUCACCAACAACAACUGUUUCUUAUAAAACUUUGGAAGAAUUUGUUUCUGAUAAAAUUAAACAAGGUUAUAUUCCAAUUACUAAGGAUUGGUGGGAAUAG